Messenger RNA from Salvia miltiorrhiza (redroot sage), 4229 nucleotides. RefSeq names its product ribosome biogenesis protein bms1-like. Lineage: Eukaryota; Viridiplantae; Streptophyta; Magnoliopsida; Lamiales; Lamiaceae. The record is from RefSeq and is a predicted model, not a curated record. Gene Ontology annotation, cellular component: nucleus; 90S preribosome. Gene Ontology annotation, biological process: ribosome biogenesis; endonucleolytic cleavage of tricistronic rRNA transcript (SSU-rRNA, 5.8S rRNA, LSU-rRNA); maturation of SSU-rRNA from tricistronic rRNA transcript (SSU-rRNA, 5.8S rRNA, LSU-rRNA). Gene Ontology annotation, molecular function: GTPase activity; U3 snoRNA binding; GTP binding.
AAUAGAUACAGAUUUCCUCUCUUAAACCCCAAAUUCUAAAAUCUUACUACUAGUUUUCAAGCAUCGCCGCAUCUGCGAUUCCCCGCCGUAACCCGUACAACACGGAGGCGCAAGUAUGGGGAAAGACGGCGACAGCGAGCAGCCACACAAGUCUCAUAGGAUUCGAAAGUCUGGAGCUUCCGCGAAGAAGAAAUCGAAGUCGAAGCCGGCCGAAGGCCUUUCGAAGGAGCAGCAGAAGAUAAACAAUCCUAAGGCGUUUGCGUUCACUUCUUCUGUGAAAGCCAAGCGGCUCCAAUCACGAGCUACAGAGAAGGAGCAGAAAAGGCUUCAUGUACCAACAAUUGAUCGGAAUACAGGAGAACCUGCUCCAUUUGUUGUUGUAGUUCAGGGACCUCCUCAGGUGGGGAAGUCAUUGCUGAUCAAGUGUCUAGUAAAACAUUACACAAAGCACAAUUUACCUGAAGUUCGUGGACCAAUUACAAUCGUAUCAGGCAAGCAACGGAGGCUGCAGUUUGUGGAGUGUCCAAAUGAUAUCAAUGGGAUGAUAGAUUGUGCGAAGUUUGCUGAUUUAGCUUUGCUACUUAUUGAUGGGAGCUAUGGCUUUGAGAUGGAAACAUUUGAGUUUCUUAACAUAUUACAAAAUCAUGGAUUUCCCAGAGUAAUGGGUGUUCUUACUCACCUGGACAAGUUUGAGGAUGUAAAGAAACUUAAGAAAACAAAACAACGACUCAAGCACCGGUUUUGGACUGAGAUCUAUGAUGGAGCAAAAUUAUUUUAUUUAUCUGGCCUUAUUCAUGGAAAGUACACUAAACGUGAAGUACAUAAUCUAGCAAGGUUUAUUUCUGUAAUGAAAUUCCCCCCGUUGUCAUGGAGAGCUUCUCAUCCUUACAUCUUAGUAGAUCGUUUUGAAGAUGUCACACCCCCAGACAAGGUUCACAUGAAUGGCAAAUGUGAUAGAAAUGUUACCUUGUAUGGAUACUUACGAGGCUGCAAUCUGAAGAAGGGAACAAACGCACAUAUUGCUGGCGUGGGUGAUUAUCCUUUGUCUGGAGUAACAGCAUUGGCUGAUCCUUGCCCUCUUCCCUCAGUUGCCAAAAAGAAGGGACUGCGUGAUAAGGAAAAACUAUUUUAUGCCCCUAUGUCCGGCUUAGGGGAACUACUUUAUGACAAAGACGCUGUCUAUAUAAACAUAAAUGAUCACUUUGUACAGUUCUCUAAAGAUGAUGGAGCUAAGGCAGAAGGGACAGAAAAAGGAAAACAACGUGAUGUUGGUGUCGAAUUGGUUAAAUCAUUACAGAACACAAAAUAUUCUGUUGAUGAGAAGUUGGAAAAAAGUUUUAUCUCACUUUUUGGGAAAAAACCUGUCGACAUAUCUGAACCUCCAACUGGUGUGAUUGAGGCUCAGGAAGUUGUCAAUCGGGAUGUACUAUUGGAGCCUGUAGAUCACUAUGAAUCUGACAUGAAAGAUGAUGAUAGUGAAUCAGAUGAAGAGGGUGAUACUGAGGAUGAAAAUGGUCUGGAAUCCUUAGAUAGGGAGAGAGCUUAUAAUAAUCAAUCAUCUUCAAAAUCUAUAGAUGAUAGCUCUGAUGAGGAAACCUUCUAUGAGGCAGAGCAAGAUCGUGUGACACAAGGCAACUUCAAGGAACAGAGUGAUUUGCAUGGGGGAAGGGUGAGGAGAAAAGCUGUUUUUGAAAAUGAAAUGGAUACUGAUAAUAAGGAUUCUGGUGAAGAUGAUGAUUCAAGUGACAAUGAUGAAACAGAAAAAGGAGAUGAAGAUGUGCUUUCUCAUUCUGAUUUUUCAGCUGAUGGAGAAGAAGAUGAGAUGGGUAACAUUUCCAAAUGGAAGGAAUCCUUGUUAGAACGAACUGCCUCUAGACAGAAUAUUAAUCUUAUGCAACUUGUUUAUGGGACGCCUGGAUCAAAUCUUCCUGAUGAUAUGAAGGACGAUGUUGACGAGGAAAGUGAUGACGAAAUUUUUAAGCUGAAAGGGGAAGGAAAAAAGAAAUUGAAGGAAGGAAUAAAUGACAAUGAUGUUGAUAGUGAUGACUGCUCAAAAUUUGUAAGUAGUGGAAGUCUUGAGGAUUGGAAGAGUGAGGACAGGAUUGAAAGUAUUCGUGAUCGUUUUGUCACUGGAGACUGGUCUAAGGCACAACUGAGAAAUCAACUCUCAGAAGGUACCGCUGGUGAUGAAGAUGAAGUCUUUGCUGAAUUUGAAGACUUGGAAACUGGUCAGAAGUAUGAGGGCGAUCAAGCAGAUGACGUUGGUAACUCCAGCAAGGAUGAUGCCUUGGCUGCUGCGGAACGAAAGCUGAAAAAAUUGGCUCUUCGUGCAAAAUUUGAUGCUCAAUACAAUGGUUCAGAGGUUGCCGAUGAAGAAGAUGAUGGUGACAAUGACACCAAGAAUAAUCGUGGUCAAAGCAAUGGAGGUGGCAAUGGAGGUGGCUUCUUUGACAAGUUAAAGGAGGAGAUUGAACUGCGGAAGCAAAUGAACAUUGCUGAAUUGAAUGAACUUGAUGAAGUUACUCGUGUUGAGAUAGAAGGUUUUAGAACUGGGACUUACCUUAGAAUUGAAGUUCGUGAUGUGCCCUAUGAAAUGGUUGAUAAUUUUGAUCCUUUUCAUCCUAUUCUUGUCGGUGGUCUUGCGCUGGGGGAGGAAAAUGUGGGAUAUAUGCAGGUACGGUUGAAGCGGCAUAGAUGGCACAAGAAAGUAUUGAAGACUAGAGACCCUAUAAUCAUGUCUAUUGGAUGGAGACGCUACCAAACUGUACCAAUAUAUGCCAUUGAGGACCGUAAUGGGCGUCUUCGCAUGCUCAAAUAUACUCCAGAACAUAUGCAUUGUGUGGCAAUGUUUUGGGGCGCACUUGCUCCUCCUCAUACUGGGGUUGUUGCUAUCCAGAACUUAGCUAAUAAUCAGGCAUCAUUUAGGAUUACUGCUACUGCUACAGUCCUAGAGUUCAACCAUGCUGCAAAGAUAGUAAAGAAGCUCAAGCUAGUCGGUACUCCUUGUAAAAUCUUCAAGAAGACGGCUUUCAUACAGGACAUGUUUACUUCAGAUCUUGAAAUAGCUAGGUUCGAAGGCGCUGCUAUUCGAACUGUUAGUGGAAUCCGUGGUCAAGUGAAGAAGGCUGCUAAAGAAGAGAUUUCUAACAAGUCCACGAAGAAGGGUGGAGUUGCGAAGGGCGGCAUUGUUAGAUGCACAUUUGAGGAUAGAAUAAAAAUGGGCGACACCGUUUUCUUGCGUGCUUGGAUUCAGGUGGAAGUUCCUCGUUUUUACAACCCUCUGACAACAGCGUUGCAGCCGCGUGAUAAGACCUGGCAGGGAAUGAAAACAGUUGCCGAGCUAAGGAGGGAAAAUAACCUUCAAGUGCCAGUUAACAAGGAUUCACUCUACAGGCCCGUUGAAAGGAAGCCGAGGAAGUUCAAUCCAUUGGUUAUCCCCAAGUCACUACAGGCAGCUCUCCCGUUUGCAUCGAAACCGAAGGACUUACCUGCUCGACAACAGCCAUUGCUUAAGGAUAGGAGAGCUGUGGUCAUGGAGCCUCAUGAAAGAAAAGUGCAUGCUCUUGUCCAACAACUUCUACUCAUUAAAACUGAGAAGACGAGAAAACGGAAACUGAAGGAAGCGGAAAAGAGGAAGGUACUAGAAGCGGAGAAAUCAAAGGAAGAGCAGAUCUCGAAAAAGAGACAACGGGAGGAACGACGGGUAAGGUACCGAGAAGAGGACAAAAUGAAGAAGAAGAAGAUCCGCAGGAAUCCACAAUCAUGAUCGUUUUAGCUGGUUCAUGCGCCUUACUGAAACGGUAUGCCUUCAAAAUCUCUCAAUCAAGUGUAGAUGAAGCCCCCUUCAUCUACACUUGAUGUGCAUGCAGACACGUCGGCAUUCGACGCGUUUCUUAAAAAAAAAAAAAGGGUUUUAGAAGUUGCGUCCUAUGUCGUGCCCCGUGUCUAUAUAUGUUAUAGAUGGUCCAAAUUUUGAUGCACCCUAGUAUACAUAGCGUGAUAAAUUGAAGUUGAAUUACUCCCAAAAAGCUACUUACAACAGCUUGCAUCUUGAAGAUUUUUUGUAGAGUUAUAUCUGGCACCUAGCAUUCUCAUUGGAUGGUCCCAAAAUGCGACUUUAUAGACCUUAGUUUUGUACUUUGUAGUGUGUAAUUCUUCGGCUUCGUUUAUUUGUUUCUAUUUUCUUCCUUUUGCUGCGACCCUUUUUUCAAAGAAUAGCAUUUAUGACA